Molecule: messenger RNA, 1198 nt
Organism: Lotus japonicus
Lineage: Eukaryota; Viridiplantae; Streptophyta; Magnoliopsida; Fabales; Fabaceae
Product: bifunctional dTDP-4-dehydrorhamnose 3,5-epimerase/dTDP-4-dehydrorhamnose reductase-like
Exons: 2
Coding region: 98-1003 (301 amino acids)
Biological process (GO): S-adenosylmethionine biosynthetic process
Cellular component (GO): methionine adenosyltransferase complex
Molecular function (GO): methionine adenosyltransferase regulator activity
Source: RefSeq, a predicted model, not a curated record
AAUCGGAAGCAAAAGCACAGUAACAGCAACCACCAGUAACUCCAUUUCUGAGAGGAGUUGAGGCAGAGAUCUACUAAUUUUCUCUCCCUCUUCUCCGAUGGGGUUCCCAGCCAACGGUGGUGCUUCCGGCGAGAAGCCUCUCAAGUUCCUCAUCUACGGCCGCACCGGAUGGAUUGGCGGCCUGCUGGGAAGCCUAUGCCGAGCCCAGGGGAUCGAUUUCGAAUACGGCUCCGGCCGCCUCGAGAACCGCGCCUCCCUGGAAACUGACAUCGCGGAGGUGAAGCCAACUCACGUGUUCAACGCCGCCGGUGUCACUGGUCGCCCCAACGUGGACUGGUGUGAGACUAACAAGGUCGAGACCAUCCGCGCCAACGUGGUUGGCACGCUCACGCUUGCUGAUGUGUGCCGUGAGCGCGGAAUCAUCGUCGUCAACUUCGCCACCGGCUGCAUCUUCGAGUACGAUUCCGGUCAUCCCCUCGGAUCUGGUAUCGGAUUCAAGGAAGAGGAUUCUCCUAAUUUCAUCGGUUCGUUCUACUCCAAAACCAAAGCCAUGGUUGAAGAUCUACUGAGGAAUUAUGAUAAUGUGUGUACCUUGCGAGUGAGGAUGCCGAUCUCAUCAGAUUUAUCAAACCCGCGCAAUUUCAUCACGAAGAUCUCUCGCUACGAGAAGGUGGUGGACAUUCCAAAUUCAAUGACAAUCCUGGACGAGCUUCUUCCCAUCUCGAUUGAGAUGGCGAAGAGGAAUCUCACUGGGAUCUGGAACUUCACAAACCCUGGAGUGGUGAGCCACAAUGAGAUCUUAGCAAUGUACAAGGAGUAUAUUGACUCAAACUUCACCUGGAAGAAUUUCACCCUUGAGGAACAGGCCAAGGUCAUUGUUGCUCCCCGGAGCAACAAUGAGCUUGAUGCAGGGAAAUUGAGCAAGGAGUUUCCAGAAUUGUUGCCCAUUAAGGAGUCACUCAUUAAGUAUGUCUUCAAGCCAAACCAGAAGGUUAAGGCUUAAGUUCUAAGGAUGAAGGUUUUCCCAGUUUUACCAUCGAUAUACUAUUAUUAUAUAUCCUCAUUGAUAUAUUUCAGUUUGCAUGGAUGUUUUGUAGUUGUAAUUUAUUUUCAUGUUGUAUUUGUAUUGAUUGGGUCCAAGAAUAAACUAGAGCAUGUUUAUUUUUGAGUUUCUUAUGACAUUAGUUUGUUUGGUCAA